CAAAAUUUCCAGGGAAAAAAUGCGCAUCAACCGGCAGAUUGAAGCAGAUAUCCCUGUUCUUCUAACAGCUGCAUAUGUACUUCAAAGCAUCUAUAAAGGCUCCUUGUCGAGGAACGCGAGCUGGAACUAAUCACCCUCCAGAGAACGCAGUAUCGCAUCCCCCCCUUCCCCAAAUUACCGAAAAUGUCUUCUGACGACGACGACUUUCUCACUCCGCGCGGCCUGCUCGUCGAGGGCAGCUUUGUCUGCGAUGGACCCUCGUUUCAGGACCUCCAGACAGCCGUCAACGCAAGUCUGGAAUUACCAUACACCCAGGAUCGCUUUCAAUACUGGAGCGGGAUAUCCCCGAUGGGGUGGAAUAUCCUCAAUACUUAUUUCAUUCCGCUCGUCGACACCUGCUAUAGUGCUGUGCAGUCCAUCCAGGGGCUUGGGCACGGAUACAGGGAAGUAGGCACGGUCUGUGACCUGAUUUUAAGCACUGCGUCCACAGCGCAGAGUGAUUAUGAUGCGUUGUUCCAAGGCUUGAACGACCUGACCAACGACCCCGACAAUGAAGCGCUGCGGGAGCAAGUCAGAAAGCUCACUGCUGACCGACUGGACGGUGUGACGACUCUGGAGACGAAGACGGACACUACCUUCGGCGAAAUGAAGGACGGCACCGACGGGGUGAAAACGUGCGAGGACCAGCUGAAAACCAUUCUGAGAAACCUCGACGACUCGGAGCUGGAGGAUCUACUUCGCAAGAAUGAUCCGGAAGACGAUUUGGAAGACGAUCUCGCUGCGCUGAAGUAUAUACGAGACAAAGUGGCCGCUAUGGAUAUGGAGGCUCAGUCAGGAGGAGCUUUGCAGAACCUACAACUAGCGUUAGGUUCCGUCCGUGUGGUCAUAACCGACCUCACAGCCAUCCAGAACGCGAUCGAAAACACUAGCGAGCCUGCGAACGAGAUUAUUCUCGGGCAUGAGAAAGCGAAAAUUAUCAGGAAGUGGUCUGAUCUGGCAACAGAAGUCCAAAAAUUCAAGGAUCAUUACCUCUCCUGAGUCUUCCAUCUGUGACGAUAGCAACGAAAUUUGUUGGUUGUAUAGCUGUCUGUUUAAUUGCCUGUGUACGAUGAUUCUCCCCUUUCGCGCUCUUUUUGCAAGUAUUAAAAGUAGCCCUGGAGACUGCAAUUGUCCUCCCAGAAGGUAUCUACGGGUUUAAAUCCCAGAAUGAUCAUGUAUAAACCCGGG
Molecule: messenger RNA, 1227 nt
Organism: Aspergillus steynii IBT 23096
Lineage: Eukaryota; Fungi; Ascomycota; Eurotiomycetes; Eurotiales; Aspergillaceae
Exons: 8
Coding region: 184-1038 (284 amino acids)
Source: RefSeq, a predicted model, not a curated record